CCGCUCAUACUGCGGUCAUUACGGUAAUCGUUGCGCUCGUGCUGGAUUGUCGUUAACUGUGGAGCUGCGAUGUAAAAGAUUCCUGUGAGGAUUUUGCUUUAUUUCUGUCCUUAAAGUCGCAGGUAGCUGCAGAUCAAAGCCGACGUCUUCGUCCUCACUCCGUACGCUGCACCUGAACACUUCACCUGAAUCAGCACAUACAGCCGAGCGGAGCGUCCAGCUCUUCGUCUACCUCUUCCUCCUCUUCCUCUCCACCAUGUCCUCUAAGAAUCAUCCUCCGCUGAUGAAGAAGCACAGUCAGACCGAUUUAGUGAGCCGCCUCAAGACUCGGAAAAUCCUGGGUGUUGGAGGAGAGGAUGAUGAUGGAGAAGUUCACAGAUCAAAGAUCAGUCAGAUGUUGGGUAACGAAAUUAAGUUUGCUGUACGAGAACCCAUCGGCCUCCGACUCUGGAUCUUCGUCUCGGCCAUUCUGUUCACAGCUACGGCUUUAGCGGCCCUGGCUUUCCCCAGCCAACUCUACCAGAUGGUCUUUGAGCUCAGCACCACCAGGAUCUCCAUCAGACUCUACGGAGGAGCUCUUCUGAGUAUCUCGUUAAUCCUGUGGAACGGCCUCUACACGGCAGAGAAGGUCAUCAUCCAGUGGACUCUACUCACUGAAGCCUGUUACCUGGGUGUUCAGUUCCUCGUGACGUCGGUCUCGCUCCUGGAAAUGGGAACGCUGUCCAACGGAGCUGCUCUGCUCCUCCUCAGCGACGCCGUCUUCCUCAUCAUCACCCUGUCUUACUACGGUCAGAUCAGCCGUCGGUCCAAGAAGAUCUGAGACGCACCUGAGACUCGUCUGUGCGUGCGUGCGCGUGUGUGUGUGUGUGUGUGUGUGUGUGUGUGUGUGUGUGUGUGUGUGUGUGUGUGUGUGUGUGUGAAUACCGAAUGCACAUUACAGGGUUGAUCUGUCUUGACGUGUUUACAAGAUCAGUGACUCUGGUCAUGUUGGUUUAUUUUAUAAUUACACGGAUCAUUAACCCUGAUGUUUUUUGCAUCUACGUGAACCUCAGACUGGAGUCUAAACUAAGCUUCGGAAGGUGUAGAACUUUAUAUCUAUAAAAUAAAAAUAUCGUUAUACUACAUUACACACAGGAACGUAUCAGUAUAGAACGAUGACACAAUCUUCUUUUUUUUUUCUCCAUCUUGUAUGAAGUCAGCCGAGGUUUUCUUAUUCAGUCGUCAGAUGUGACGACCGUUUUAUUUACAGUGAAUUAUGAAUAAAAAUAGUUCUAGAUGAGGUAACCGUCUUAGAAAUUGUGUGUGAGUUUUUUUUCUUCUUCUUCUUCUUUUUUUUCUUUGCUCUGAAGAGGUUCUCCGGUCCCUCGGCUCCGAGCAAGAUCCGUUUUUAGGAUUAGCUCUUAGACGCUAGACUGCUGGCCUACUUCUGCUUCUGGUUCUGCUUCAUGCAGCUGUACGACCCAAGAAUUCAGCAUAUAACGCAGCGAUGCAUCGCUACCUCACGUCAGUCGAUGAUCCGAGACUCCCGACGAUCCGAACGAUCCGAGAGUCCUGAUUUCACGUAGAUGCAAAAUUCACGUAGUGACAAAAAACGAGUUGCGUCCAAAUUCGAUUACCGGCCUUCUGAGGUUCGCUCGUUGCGUCCAACGCAACUCGGACUCCCGUUCGUCUGUCAGAGUUUCGUUAUGAAACCAGAGUUUCGUUAUGAAACACUUCGAUCGUCCCGUAAAAUCUGCAACCUUUCCAUUUUAUUGAAAACUAAUGCCGUUAGUUGGCAGAGGACUAAAAGUGUGAGCCACAACACACACUCUUAGCUAAAUUAUAUCCAAUUCAGCGAAAAUUGGCCAAAACUUACAGGAACUUUAAAAAAAAAAAAAAGUGUCAGCUUCCUGACUGACUUUAAAUAAAACAGAUGUAACCAAGUAUUAGGGAAUUAUUUUUUUUUUCUUUUUUUCUUUUUAAUCUUCUGAGACUGAAACAAAUCUAAGCUUUACAUUGUGCAGACCGAUCCUUUAUCACUUCCUUUUUUUCUGUUAUUUUUUUAAUAAAUUGCAUAACGCUGUUCCGCGUGCUCAGUCGAUUAAGGCCGUUUUUACACUUGGCUGUUUUUAUUCUUAGCCCUCAGCACAUGUUAGUCAUGUUCUCUCAGCUGCUUUUGGAAGACGCUGAUGACGCUGAGGUUUUUUUUUUUCUUGUUUUUUUUUGGGUCACAGUAGAGCUUCCACGUGUCAGGACCAAGUCAGGACCUUCUGACCAGUCAGGAGAUGAUAUGAGGAGAAGCAGCUACAGCCAAGACAAACAACCUCCUCAUCUCUAGAGUUCCUCCAAUCCUUAUUUCAUCUAUUUACAGACAAUGAUCAAUCUGAUCUACAGAGCGAGUCCAAGUGUGAAAGCAGCCUCGGAGAGGUUUCGCUUCGUGAGACGAUUAGACACGACAUUCGGUUUACUGUAGCUCUUCUGUCAGGACCAAAACGAAAUCCGAUGCGUGUAGCAGCUGGUCUCUCAGGACGCUUUCAGUUUCAUCUUGUGAUGGCGUUCAGAUUACGGAGCCACGGGUUUGGGAGUGCAGGGGAAUUUCCUGCUCAGGGCUUUUUGAGGUGUUUUCCUCAUCAUGAUCUCAUUUGAUAAUAUUUGUGAGGAGAAAAAAAAAAACAUUUUAGAGAGUUAUUUUUGAAUAGUUUGCUUCGCUAAGGGGUUUGUAUAUAGUAGUUUAAACUCUGUACUUUUUGUUAUCCAGUGUGUAGACUCGAGACCUGCUAGCCUUCGCACACAAGGGCGCUAUCUGCCCUCUUCAGCAUACACGAACUCACGCGAUCAGUCGGCGUCUGUCUGAUUGAAAGGAGAGACCGGCGAGAGUAGAUUACACGUUACAGAUUGCGACUGAAGAACACACCGUAGGUGUUUCAGACUCUCCGAUAUUAACUGACUCUACAAGCCCCGCCCACUUCCACUAUCAUCUUACCUUUGACGGUACACGGAGAAUAUUUAGAAUCCGUUAACGUGAAAUAGAUCCCAUUCAUCCGCCGGUGUGGAACGGAUCACAUCGAUCAUCAUGGCGACCGUUCUAGAUUUAAAGAUGGCGGUCGGUUCUCCAAAACGUUCAGACUACGUCACUUCCGCGCAGUUACGCGUAGUUUUAAAGCACGAGCUCGGAGCGGCGUUCAGACCCAGAGCGAAGGUUCUGAAUCGUCCAGUGAAAACACUCUCUACCUUCUUUAUUUUAUCUCUACUCAUUAACGAGUGUUUAGUGAUUAACGUAGAGCACGGAUCAGUAUAGAGCUGUUUGUCCGUUCGUUUUUUUGGUUGAUGUAAACAUAUAAAACACUUGUCCUUCGUAGUCGUAGUGUAGCAGUACAAAUGUAGCACUAACAAAUUUAUCCUAUUCUAUUAACUCACCGAAUAACGGAAAGAAAAACGUUUAACAUCUUUGUCGUUCAUGCCGUCGAAUAAAAUCCUCAUCAACACUUUCUCUAAUUCUUACCGCCGUCAUUCUUGUUGCAUCAGUGUUAAUAUCAUUUCUGUACGAAAACCCACUGCUCGUGUAGAACUGAGCGUUUGUUCGGUUUUUUUUGACUAGAAAUAUAAAAUUAAAAGGGUUAUAUUUGUUAUAUGGUGAAUAAACGUUCCACUCUUUUUUCAGAUUAAUCGGUUCUCGUUAGUCACGAAUAUCAGAACGGAGUUUAGGAAGAAAAAAGCUUCGGUUUAUACACUGAUUUCUAGCGAACGCGUCUUUAUCUCCACAGCCACGCUCACCGAAUGCACUUCUGUUUCUUAUUUAGGUGUCACAAGAAAAGAGGUUAAAUCUUAUAACUAUAACCGCGUAUAAAUAACGUCGACUUUAAUCCGAUAACCCGGAGGUGUUUCAUUGUGUUUCAGAUCUUUAUCUGUGUGUGAAUCAACAGCUCGGUUAAAUUAGCGUGAUGGUACAGUAGAUAUUAGCAUUUCUGUUCUUCGAUUGAAACGUUUCCUGCGAUCAUGACGUCAAACACGUCCCUGGAAUCGAUUUGUCUCAAUGUGUUUGCUGAUCUUUAAUAACCAAAAUUUUCACCAUGACUUUAUUUAUUUUAUUAUUUUUUUUUUGUUUGGAACCAGAUUUCUGGGUUGUUGUGUGUUGAGUUUGCGUUGUACAGUCGCACAGCUUUCACAAAAACGACACGGCCGUCACCGGACUCCUUCACUCCCGACUGCGUUGUGUGUUUCGUUUCCAAAAAAAAAAUACAAAACUCUGUACAUACGAGCAUAAAUAUUAGAAUUGUGUAUAUACUUUUGUAGCAAGAAUGUGAAGUGCUUCAGAAAUAAACCUACAGUUUCCCAAAUGCC
Molecule: messenger RNA, 4320 nt
Organism: Tachysurus fulvidraco (yellow catfish)
Lineage: Eukaryota; Metazoa; Chordata; Actinopteri; Siluriformes; Bagridae
Gene: tp53i11a
Product: tumor protein p53 inducible protein 11a
Exons: 8
Coding region: 257-820 (187 amino acids)
Source: RefSeq, a predicted model, not a curated record